This is a messenger RNA of Cryptomeria japonica (Japanese cedar), 858 nucleotides long. RefSeq lists its product as uncharacterized. The transcript has 4 exons. The coding region runs from base 1 to 858 and encodes 285 amino acids. Gene Ontology annotation, molecular function: calcium ion binding. Gene Ontology annotation, biological process: protein folding. NCBI's taxonomy places the organism in Eukaryota, Viridiplantae, Streptophyta, Pinopsida, Cupressales, Cupressaceae. Gene Ontology annotation, cellular component: endoplasmic reticulum membrane; endoplasmic reticulum. The record is from RefSeq and is a predicted model, not a curated record.
AUGCAGCACUUUGUGGAUUCUGAGGAAGAGAUGUCUGAUUCUGCUUUUUCUGAGGAGGAGGAAUCCGAUAGUGACUCUUCAUCUGAUACAGAGGACAAUUUUGAUGACUCGGAGUAUGAAAGCGGGAAGAAGAGGAAAUACAGAAAAACAAGACCCUCUUCAUCCAAGGGCAAAAAGCCUCAAAGCAAACCCCUGAUUAGCAUCUCUUCGGAAGGGGAGGAUUCAGAUGAUUUUGAGAAGGAGAACCCUAAAGGGCUGCUGAAGAAGAAAACACAAAUACAUACCCAAACCCGAAAAAAGCACAAGAAAAAAGAGGAGACUGGCGAGGAACCAGAAGUUGACAAGCAAGCAAGGACCCUGGAAGUUGAGCAUAGCCUGGAAAAGGAGACUAUGGAAGAGACUCUCAGGGCUGCCGACACAAUUUCUGCCCUCCACAUCCCCAAAGAAGAACAGGUUACUCCUGGAAAAGCUGCUCCCUCAUUUGGCCCUCCUCCCGAGGAAUUCAAGGAUGACCUCAAGCUCUAUGUAUACCCUAAUUUGAACUAUAUUGGAAUUGAGUUAUGGCAGGUCAAAUCAGGAACCUUUUUUGAUAAUAUUUUAGUGUCUGAUGACCUUGAAUAUGCAAAGAAGUUAGCAGAGGAGAUACGGGGCAAAAAAAAAGAUUCGCAGGAAACGGGUUCACAUAGGUAUUACACACGCAUCAGAGCUUUACGUGAAGGAGAACAGAGUUUUAACAGGCAGUUAGAUACCAUGGGUGAAAGGCAUACAGGCAGUCCAACCAGAGGUCACAAAGCUGAGGAUGAGGAGACAAGGGAAUUCUUUAGGACUAUGGCCACUGGGCAGCAGCAGGUUGCUUAG